AAUAAUAAUAAUAAACGAAAAAAAUGAUAGUAUUUUACUAAUACAAUCCCAAAUACAUAUUAUCGGAAUGUUAUAUAAAAAUAUUUUGUUACUAACAUUACUAUUACCGGUUUGGGUCCUAAUUUGCGGACAAUCGGACAGUGAUGAUCAUAAAAAUGUUAAGCGACGACCUAUACCGCGAAACUAUGGCGUCCAGUCGUCGUCGUCGUCGGGAAAAUCGCCAAAAUAUGGUCCGCGAGAGAUAGAGUUUGCCAAACAGUUUUGGAAAAAACUGGGCAAAGAUCAGAAAGGAAAGCGCAAGUAUACGGCCAAAGAGGCCAAGAUUGCCGGCGCUGUCCAACCCAAAGGACCGACCAACUAUCAGAAACGACCGGUCGAGGCGGGACUGUCCUUUUUUGAUGACAUUGUUGUCUCUUAUUUUCCGAUUGGCGAGGAAUAUGCCGGACUACCCGACAAUCUUGUUUCGAUGGGAUUGUUUUGUGUCCAAACAUUAGUCAAGGGUGCGGUUGGCAUAAUCUACAGUACUGUACGAUAUCCGCAUAAAAUACUGUUAAAAGUGAUGAUAGCCAUCGCCGCCCUGACUAUUGUACCGACAAACGCCAUGUUUUGUCUGAAUCCAUUCAGUAUGGCUAACUUUAUUAAAAAGGGUCGUAUAAUCAAUGGCAAACAGGAUGAUUUGGUACGACUGCACCGGCAGUUUCAGAUAAGACUGGCCAACACCAUGGAUAAGCCCAAGUCCUUUUCAGAGAUACAGCACCAUAGUUGUUGCUCCUAUUGGUAUUGGAAAAAGGAGUCCAUAAAGGUAGUACCCGUGGAAGCACAGGAUUUCCUAAAACAAUGGUUUUUGGCAUACUUUAAGUUACAUGAGUUAGUUUAUUGUUGGAAAUUUACUACAAAACAACAAGAUGAUUAUUGCGAUAAUAUUGAAUAUGAUGAUUCGGAGCCAAGUCGUAUGAUGCCCCGGUCAUGGGCCACACUAGUACUACAAAUGUUUACCGAAUUUCUAUAAUAAAAUUUAAUGUUAUUGUAUUUUUUGGAGGGGAGGGGAGAAAUUUUUUUAAUUUUUUUAGAUAAAUACAUAAUUAUGUUUAUUAACUAAAUUAAAUUAAAAA
This is a messenger RNA of Oppia nitens, 1112 nucleotides long. RefSeq lists its product as uncharacterized. The transcript has 6 exons. Lineage: Eukaryota; Metazoa; Arthropoda; Arachnida; Sarcoptiformes; Oppiidae. Bases 68 to 1009 code for a protein of 313 amino acids. The record is from RefSeq and is a predicted model, not a curated record.